UAAAUAUGUAAUGAUGUUUUAAAAUACGGUCUAAAACCGAGCUAUAGUAGCCAAACAGUCCGGGUCUAUCUCAGAUGUAAAACACAGAGGAUGCAUAUAUAUAUAUAUAUACAGGGUCUAACUGGAACGUUAAUGGAGGUGGAAACAACGUCACCAUCUGGCCUUCCGAACAAUGUUUGCUGGGAACUCACAACGUACUUGGUUUUGAGACUUUUUGAGAAAACAUGUCCUACUAUGGGACCACCUCCUCCUUUUCACUUCUGCCUCCUCCAUGUUUUGGACCGCGGUCAGACCAGCCGUCCCUAAAGUUGCAGUGCACCCGUAUUCUGACCUUUAUGGUAAAAGCACUGAAACGGCAGUAGGCGGAGAGGCGCUGAGACCUGGACCGCUGCGCCUCCUUCCCGCCCCCGGGACCCCAUUCAUCCUACGGACAAACGCUCCAUCUCCUGCUGACAUUGUUACAACAUGUGAAAGACAACCAGUGAGCAUUUCGACGAGCUGUUGGAGCUGUAGUUCUUUUGAGGGAUCGAACGGGAGACGACCAGCAAGCUACAGAGGGAGCCGCCAGAGUCCCUGCCGCGCGGACACGAUGAGCAGCGUCCGCCUCUCUCUCCAGGUGCUGCUGCUGUGCGGACUCCUCAGGGGCAGCAGCAGCUGCUACCUGGGUCCUGCAACUUUGAGCUGGGUACCUGUAGUUACACAUCAGAUCCAGAGUAUGGCAGCUGGAACAUGAAUGAAGAAGGACAUUUGAUAACAGUGGACUCAGCCUUCUUACACGACCAGGAGCAGGCAGUUCUUGUCAGUCCAGUUCUGUACCAGCAGGACUGGAGCUGUGUGAGGCUGGUGUACCAGAUCACUGGACGGGGUUCCCUGCAGUUCCAUCUUAGACCAGACGGUGAUAACUUUGACUACCGACUCUGGACUGCCAACAAAGCCUCUGACAGCUGGCUCAUUGCUAGUGUGGACCUACCCAACACCACAAUCCCCUACCAGGUUUUGCUGGAAGGUCGACCUGAACAUGGCUCAGGGAACAGUGUGGCCAUCUUUGAAAUUCACAUUGUUCCUGGUUAUUGCAUUGAGUGUAAUUUUGAGGAGCAUCACCUGUGUGGCUACAGUAACAACUGGAACCCAAAUGUCAACUGGUAUGUUGGGGGGAGUGUGGCCAGAGAGCCUGAGUCUAACCUGCUUUUAAACCACACCAACAAUAACCAGAGAGGCCACUACAUGUAUGUGGACUCUGUGUACGCCAAGCACUUCCAGGAAGUGGCCAAGCUGACUUCACCCAUGACUACGGUGCCCAUGACAGGCUGCCUGUCCUUCUACUACCACCGAGACCAGGAGAGAGGAAACAUCUUUUCAGUUUUCACCAGAGACCAGCUGGGCCACUAUGAGGAGAUCUGGAGGCCAGAGGUGUAUGCUACCACUGGCUGGACUCUGGUCAGCGUUGACAUCAAGGCCCCACACCCCUUGGAGGUGGUGUUUGAGGUGGCUUUUAACAGUGCCAGAGGUGGAUACGUUGCCAUAGAUGACAUCUCCUUUUCCCCUGAAUUCUGCCACACUGACACAGAGCCGACCUUUGACCCCUCUAUAGCCAACUGUGACUUUGAGAAUGGGCUGUGUCUGUACUAUCAGGAGAGAGCGGAGAGUAAGGUGUGGAGCAGAGUUUCAGUCAAGCCUAAUGCCUACAGGAUAGGAGACCAUACCAUAGGAACAGGUUGUUUCCUCCUGGCAAACACUCGUUUCACUUCGAGGCCUGGUUAUGUGGGUCGGCUACAUGGUCCCUUUUUACCGGGGAACCACAAAUACUGCCUGAGAUUCUACUACCUGCUUCAUGGAUUUAGGAAAGUAGACAAUGCUCUAGGUCUUUACAUUUAUGACGAGAACAAUGUGGCCCUUGAGAAGGUAUGGAGCCUGGCUGACACUUCUAGGGCUGUAUGGACUGAGGUGGAGAUCACCUACAUGAAGCCCAUGCUUUCCAAGGUAGUAUUUGUCAGCAUAUGUAAGAACUUCUGGGAAUGUGGCCUGGUAGCCAUCGAUGACAUCACUUUCAGCCUGGGGGACUGUCAAAUCACAGCAGGCUCCCUACCAGGCCAGUGUAACUUUGAAAGUGGAGUCUGUGGCUACAUCCAGGAUAAGAAAGAAGACAAAGCUGACUGGCUGCGAGUCCGAGGACACACCCCCACCUCCUAUACAGGGCCCAGAGGAGACCACACUACUGGGGUGGGUUACUUCAUGUACAUCGAGGCGUCACUCAUGCGUCCAGGUCACAAAGCUCGGCUACUGACCUCUGACCUGCGGGGCUCCUCAUCCCCUCAGUGUUUGAUCUUCUACUACCACAUGUAUGGAUCUGGCACUGGCCUACUGAGCGUGCUUCUGCGCCAUAGCAGCGGAGAGCAGGACACGCUGCUGUGGAGACGGCGUGGUGAGCAGAGCGUCAGCUGGAUGAGGGCAAUGGUGGACUACCACUGUGAUGUCCGACACCAGAUUAUAUUUGAAGCCAUCCGAGGCCCAUCACUACGAAGUGAUAUCGCUAUUGAUGACAUCCGUUUUAAAAGGGGACCAUGUGAAGAUCCUGGUGACAUCACCCCAUACUCAGGCUUCUCAGAGUAUUUCAAUGAGAUUGAGAACUGAGACUGGCGAGGAGUCUUUCUAUAUAAAUGCUUGAAGGUGCAGGUCCACCACUAUCUCUCCUAAUACCCAAGGUGGGACAACAGAGAACGGUACCGUGGGGCUUAACAUUAUCUCCCCUAUCCCUGUUCCAUUCGCUGUGUUUCCUAUCGUCUUUAAUAAUGUUUUUGAUGCUGAUUGGUAAACUAUGCUGCCAUAGUCUAGCACUGCCCUGUUUUCAAAGAAAUCCUGCUUGCUCCCCACUCUCUACCUCUCAAACACCUUCAAAUAUUCACAACCUUUUUACACUUUUCAAUAGCUUUUCCAAUAUGACUGGUCCAAGUAAGAUUCUUGUCGAACCAGAUACCGAGAAACACUCUACUCUCUCUAAACUUUCUCCAUAGAGUUCAUGUUUAAUCUAGUCCUGAAUUUUCCUUUUUGUGAAACAUACUGCCUUUGUCUUUGCCACUGAAAAUCGGAACCCCACUCCAUUGCCCAGCCCUCUACUUUCCUUAUUGCCUCUUGCAUUUUCCUGAUUACAUAAUCUAUAUUCCUUCCCUUUUUCCACAUAACUCCAUCUCCAAAUAAUGCAACACCAGUAGACCUAUCUAUACUACUAAACACUUCAUUUAUCAUGAUUGAGAACAGAACUGGACUGAUUCUACUCCAUUUUCCACUAAAUACUUGGUACUAUAUUCUUUUCCUACUCUUACUAAUAUCCACCUUGCUGUUAAGAAGUCUACACAUUCUCCCUCUUAUUCCCACUUGAUGUAACCUGAUCAUUAACCCUUCCUUCCACAACAUGUCAUACGCCUUCUCAACAUCAAAAAAUACAGCUACUAAACUCUCUUUAUUCAUUUGAGCUUUCCUAAUUUCAUUUUCCAAACACAGAGCUGGAUUAAUUGUACUUCUUCCUUUUCUAAAUCCGCUUUGGUGAUUCUUUAACAGAUCUUUUGUCUCUAUAUGAAACCUUAAUCAUUCGUUUAUCAUUUUUUUUCCUUUCUGCUAAGUCUGGAUCCUUACCUGGCUUACAUGUGGGGACAAUAACUGACUCUUAUUGACUUGGUUAACAUCCCUCUUCCCAUACCUUGUUAUAUAAUCUUAAUAAUAUUCCUUUACUCCUAUUACUUAGGUUUCCUAGCAUACAAUAACUUAUUUGGUCUCUCCCUGGCGUUGUUUUGCCAGUCUUUCUUAAUGCAUUAUUUAGCUCUCUUAUAGUAAACAACAUAUUUAUUGCACUUCCGUCUUCCUCAUCAUCCUGCAGUGCUUCUAAAUAUUUUCCUAUUGUUCUCUCUCUCUGUUUCUUUUCCUCAUUACUCAAAUUUUCAGUACUAUGUACCUUAACAAAUGUCCUUGUUAAUAACUCUGCUUUCUCCUUACCUUCUAUUACUACUUUCCCCCCAUCUUUCAUUAUAGAAUAUCCAUAUUCUUUUCUAUUUCCGUACAUCCUCUUAAUCAUCCCCCAUACUCGAUCUAACGGUGUAGUCCUUCCUAGUGAGCCACAAUACCUCUUCCAAAAGUCCCUUUUAACUCUCUUUACUGUGCUCCUAACUACUGCCUGCUUUAUUUUAUAGUCAAUAAGAUUCAGAAACGUAUGUGUUUUCUUCAAGACUUUAAAUGCCUUAUUUCAAUCUUGAAUCGCAGAAGUGCAUUCUUGUGUCCACCACGGUUUUUCCUUUUUGGUAUUGAUUCUUUUGCUGCUCCUAAUAUAAUACAAUUUAUUUCUGCAUUGAGGUCAUCAAUUGUCUGGUUCAUAUUUACCUCCUUUAAUUUCCCUUCAGUUAUUAUUCUAUACUUGUUCCACUUUGCUUCUUCAAAUUUCCAUCUUCCUUCUCUCUUAUCCUGUUCUACUCCAAUACUUGUGAAUAUACGAUAGUGAUCACUCCCUAUAGUGCUUCCCUUACUUACUUCCCACCUACUUUCCCAAACCAAAGACUGUGAUACCAAAGUAAGAUCCAUUGCAGACUCUGUACCCUUCACCAAAUUUACCCUUGUGCCUGAUCCAUCAUUUAGACACACCAAUUCCUUUUCGUUCAUUAGCUCCUCUACGAUUUCUCCAUUUAAAUCUUCUUGUUCGCCCCAUGCUGUGUGCAGUGAAGUCUCCACACCAGAUGAUAUUACCUCUCCAAUGUUCCAGUAUUGAUUCUAGUUUUACCUUAUCUAGUUGUUUGCAUGGGUUAUAGUAGUUUAAUAUUUUCAUACUUUCUUUUUUGCACCAUGUUUCAACAACUACUACUUCCAUUUCUUGUACUAUACUUAACGGUCUAUGUUUUAUACCUUCUUUAAUAAAUAUUGCAAACCCUCCACCAUUUCCUUUGUAUCUAUCUUUGCGUAUGCUUGUAUAUCCAUUAAUAAUGAACUCCAGAUUUGGCUUGAGCCAUGUCUCCUGAAUGCAUGACAUCUGGUUUCCUAUUUAACUUAUCAAUGUAACCUUUAAACUCCUGUCCAUUUGCUAUCAGACUUCUGGCGUUCCAUUGUAAUAGUAAUAACAUCAUAUGUGAAGCUGUCUCUGAGGUCCCUUCUCCCUGACUGAAGGUCAGCAUGUAUCUUUUCCCACGAUAAAUCUUUCAUAUUUAGGAAUUUAGCCGCUGUUUUAACUAUGAUUGAUUUUUUUCUGUCUUGGUUUUUACUUGCUCUGAGCUGUUGAUGACGUAGGCUAAAAACAGCCCUAACUUGUCCAUUGAUAUUCCUGUGUUGUCCUUAUGUACCUGUGCUGUUCCUGCAUUUGUUUCAGGAUGACUUUGGUUGAGUCCCUCUUCUUUCACUGUUACACAUCCUCACAGCCUCUGCAUAUUACUUACUUUCUGUUCUGAUCUUACUCUUUGACUCUCCACUGCCUGCUUCCUGAUGGUGCAACCACCAUACGCUGCUGUGUGGUUUCCUCCGUAGUUACAGCAUUUAACCUGAACAUUGCUUCCACACUCUCCAUAUGCAUGUUCUCCUCCACAUCUUCCACAUCUUUGUUUUCCUUUACAUACAUUGGCCGUAUGACCAUAUCGGUGACAUAAUGUCUUAUUGGAAGAGAACAUAUUCUCUCACAUUAAAGCUCAUGUAGCCUACCAUUACUUUUUCAGGAAGCACCUCAUCAUUGAACUGUAGCAAUACUGACUCACUAUCCACUUUCCCCCCAUUCCUGAAGGCCUGCAGCUGUCUAAUUCCUGUGAUUUUUCCUCCUUUCAUCACUUUCCUUAGUUCUUCCAAAUUUUCUCAGAUGGGGAUUCCUGUUAUCACUCACCUAGUUCCUCUCACAAACUGUCCUUCUUUACAUUAUUUCUUUUUUACAUGCUGUUCACUUUAUUUCUCUGCUCCACAUUUUUGCAUUUCACCAACAAACUGCCAUCACGCAACACCUUUGACAUUUCUAUAUCCCCAAUUGCCUUCCUCAAUCCAGUUGUCAAAGUUAUUGGAAUAAUCGAUGUUAUCACCUUAAAUUUAAAUUACCUUAAAUUCCUAUAUCAUAAUCUUUUUCCUGACAUCUCGCACUUCCUCCUCCUCUUCUAAUGCCCGUUUUCCCGAAGAGGUCAACUGGCUAUCUCUUUUAUCCUUCCUCUCUCCUCGUCCUUUCCUACUACUCACAAUUUGUGUCCAUUCCAUCUCCAUAUCAUCAUCCUCUGACAAUCCACUACUAUUUGCCAUUCUGAUCCAGUCACAAAUCAGAUUAUGCCAAAACCACCAAUUUGCUAGUGUAACCCUCUUCCUCAAUCAAAUGAGUGACGUCCAGUCAUACUUCAAUCCCUGGUCUACGCACUGAGACAAAGGAACACACAGACUAAAUACACUUGUGAGGCAAGGAUAACUAGACACAGGUGAAACUAAUCAGGGCGGGGCAGACAAUCAAAGCUGGCAGGAAACAUACAAAGGCAGGAAGUAAAGUGACUGAAAUGAGAACGUUUUACAAAAUAAAACAGGAAACACUGAAUAACAUGAAACAAAGAAGAACAUGAACUAGGGAGCAGAGCGGGAUGUGACAGAUAUAGCUGCAAUGUACUAUAUUUUUCUAAUUGUCAACAAAUCCAAUGAAAAGACCAAAACCAAUAGUGUGUCAGUCCAUCUCUCAAUACUCCCUACUCUCUGUGGCUCUCCACUCUAUGCCCAUUGGUUCCUACUAAUGACAUAAAUCUUUAAAAAUAGAGUUUACAAAUAUAUAGUUUCAUUUUAAAAAAAAGGAUCAGUAACAUCUUAAAAAAGCUGACCACUGUAGUUUUUAUCAAACGUUACUAAAACAAGAGGAAACAGUGCAAUUGUUGGGGACUAUUUUCAGCAGCAGAUAAUUCCACAUUUCAAAAUAAGCUACAGUGUGUGUUUUCAUGUUUCAGUUUUUAGACAACAAUGGAGCUCUGUGGCACAGAGGAUCAGGCUGUGAUACACACACAAUACUUGUUAGUAGGAUACAUUAAUAUUUGGUUUGGAGAUUUUUAUGGAGAUUUUUUGACGAGAAGAAAAAUAUAAAAUAUUGCCAACCUUAUCCUAUAAGGUACACAUGAUUUCCAUUGAGGAUGUCAUGAAUUGGAUGAUAGUUGAUUUCAACUUGGGAGAGAUAAUCAACUUUUCAGCUCAGGGAGGUCAUAAUAAUAAUAAUAAUAAUAAUAAUAAAACUUUAUUUAUAGAGCACUUAUCAAAACAAAGUACAAAGUGCUUCACAACAAGGGAAAUAAAAUACCACAGUGAAUGACGAAAUAUAAAGAAAUAAAAUACACAAAAGCAAUAAAAUAAACAGUAAAAUAAACAACCAGUUCAGGUAAAAUCAGGAUAUGCUUUCUGAUAAAACAUAGCUCAGGUCAUAGCUCAAUUGGCCUUUAAGAGUCAGAACUGGAAAACUAUGGAAGAAAAUAAGGGGUGAAACAAAUUGUUGCGCACGUUGGUGCAUAGCAGCACUGGGCCUUGACUACUGCCAUGUGGUUUAACUGGGAGGAAACGAAGUACACAAAGCAGACAUCCACACAACACCACCCUGAAAACUUUAAGAAUCAGCAAUACACUUUUCUUGUGCCGACAAACUUUGACCGUUUCCUACUACUAUCUCUGCGUAGCCUGGAGCUGUCAGUAAGCCAGCGUCUUAAACAAAAGGAUUCGACAUUCAUUUUGGGAAAAUUAAAAAUAAGCUCUUAUAGGCCUAGUAAAACUUUUUUAUAAUAAUUGUUUUAUUUGUUUGUUCAUUAGCUCUGUUCUGUAUAUAUUUGGUUAUACUAUCAGGUGUUUGAAUUUACAAAUAGAUUGAGGUCCAAGAGAUGGGGAUGUUGGGAAAUGCCUCUAUUGUUGGGAAUACAUAACUGCUUCAGAGGCACAAGGCAAUGCUUUGCUAUGGACAAGUUUCAAGUUUAAAUGCCAAUGCAUACAAUUCUGCUGAUAUUUCUUACAUAUGUCAUCAGAAUAUAACUAAGGUUGUGUAGGUUAUUUUUUCAUCAGAUUUCACUCAAUCAUGUUUUUUGUUAGUUCCACUGUGAUAAAGGAUUUGAGUCCAGCUUCAGUCUAGGCACAAUCUAGGCACUUAUAGAAUUUGGUCACGUUUUUUGGUAAAUCCUGUGUUAACUGCACAUCAGUAUCUUUUCAAGGCAUGGAUUCAGUAAGGUGCUGGAAACCUUCCCUAGAGGUUUGAUCCAUGUUCAAUCAUUAGCACCAUACAGUUCCUGCAGAUUUUGUUGCUGUGCAUUUAGAUGUUAGAUUCUGUUCACUACUGUUGAGCUGUUAUUGUACCUUGGUCUUCCUGUUUAGCCUGAUAACCAGACUGAAUUGCCAUUUUGAUUAAAUCCCUGAGAAUAUCAGAUAUGUGGGCAGUGAUUCAGAGGUAGCUACUCUACUGACCUCUAGACACUCUAUUUCUUGUUUAUCUCACCAUUCUAUUAACCCUAGACACUAUAGUGCAUGAACCUUUCAUGACUGUUUCUGAGAUGCUGGAACCACCAUGUGCACCAGUAAACAUAGAUCACACUUUUGCCCCUUAAAGAAUCAUUUCGGUUUACUACAACUUGUGUUGUCUUAAAAUUUGAUCCUUUUUUUCUAUGAUAGCAAUGAUCACAUUGUACUCACCAAAGUAACUGCUGAGCAUCCUUUUGGCAUGGAGCCUCAUCUUAAAUUGUUCAGAUGGCCAGUGAGAUCAACUAAGAAAGUGAGGUCUGCCAACCACUCAGUGUUGCUCAGUUCAACAACGACCUUUUUCUUUCAAAAAACGCUCAAUUUCAGAUCUCACAUGAUAUAACCGCUCUAGAACUGUCCCGCGACUAAGCCAGCCCACAUCUCAGUGGUAGAUUAUGUCCCUGUAUUGUGCAUCAAUUUCUGACAGGAAAGCCUGAAACUCCCACUGAUUAAGAGCUCUUGAAUGGAUGAGAUGAAUAGUUUUCAUCAUAAUACUCAUCACAUCAUCCAGGUGGGGAGCUCUGACGCAGAGUGCUUCCUGUUACUGAUUUUCCCAUAUGGUGAUAGUGACAGCUAGCAUUCACAAUAGGAACUGCAUCUUAAUAAUAGUUAGUGGGCCAAAUAUAAUUUUAAUAUUGAAAAAACUCACAGGUCAUAAAUUAAGGUAAAUAGACUGUAUUUGUAUAGCGCCUUUCUAGUCAUCCGACUACUCAAAGUGCUUCACACUACAUAUCGCAUUCUCCCUAUUCAUCAGUCCAAAGAAAGUAACUAACUAAUCAUUCACACACACUGAAAGCACAGCCCUCGGGAGAAAUUUGGGGUUCAGUGUUGCCCAAGGAAAUUCCAACAUGUGGGCUGGGGAAAGCCAGGAUUGAACCACCGCCCUUCCGAUUGGUGGACGUCCUGCUCUGCCACUAAGACAUAUCAACAACGGCUGUCCAGUUAACAUGAUAUUUAGUAUGGACAUUUAUGGUGCUGAUGAUUUUUGGCGGCUCCUAAUCUUCCCUCUAGCUCUGGCCAACUCUUUCCCCUUGACCAACACUUUGGUACAGCAUUUGUUUUGAAGCAUUUUAUCUUCUGUCAUCUUUCAUUCUUGUUUUUUUUAAAUCCAUUCUAUAGCUUACAUGCAGGAUAUAUACAGUAUGUAAAGAAAAAAGGUAGACAAGAUAAACAGAAUCAUUUUCCAUAGGCUAUUGCAGCAUUCUAUACUGUUUGAUAUUCAAUAAAGUUGUGGGAAUACAUGUGUCAUACAAAUGUGUCUUACAUUCUAAAUUGUAAAGAAAUAUAAUUUACAAUAAAAUUGACAUUAUGUGCUUAAGCUCCCAA
This is a messenger RNA of Siniperca chuatsi (mandarin fish), 9786 nucleotides long. It is a transcript of the gene mamdc2a, whose product is annotated as MAM domain containing 2a. Gene Ontology annotation, biological process: nervous system development. The transcript has 15 exons. Gene Ontology annotation, cellular component: membrane. The record is from RefSeq and is a predicted model, not a curated record. Lineage: Eukaryota; Metazoa; Chordata; Actinopteri; Centrarchiformes; Sinipercidae. The coding region runs from base 730 to 2631 and encodes 633 amino acids.